AUAUUUGUACAGCAACAGCAGGAGCAGCCCACUAGCUAGGCCGUGUGGCCACCCUUUGGCACCCGCACCGGCUCAGACCUGCUCAGGACUCAGCCAGGGCACACAGUUUGUGUUCUUACGUGCAUCCAUCUGUCUGUCUGUGUGCGUCUCUGUGGAGGACUGAGGUUUUCAAGUGAAAGAGAGUGAAGACAUAGUCCAGAGAGGGAAGUGUAAAGCUACAGGUAUGGGCUAACUACUGAAUGGGUGUGCUCCGUGGCUAUCUUUUUAACCUUCUUGCAUGAGGCCUGCUAUGCAGAUAUGAAAAAGUUGCUUUCAGAAAGGUGAUGGCUUCUUUUGUACAUUAUGGGAUAACAUUUGCAAAAUGUGUGUCCCUGGGAAGCUAGAAAUAUUUUCUUGCCCUCUUUUCCAACUCUUUCUCCUUAGCUAUUUUCCAAGGCAGGCUUAUCUCCCACUAAAACUAGCUGCUUCCUAGUUCUUACAGCUGUUGCGGUGAGCGUGUGUAUGUUGGAGGGAGCCGGGAGGAAUACUCUACACCAGACUUGUCCAACCCGCAGCCUGUGGGCUGCAUGUAGCCCAGGACAGCUUUGGAUAUAGCCUAACACAAAUUUAUCAACUUUCUUAAAACAUGAGAUUUUUUUUUUCUUUUUUUUGAGCCGGAGUCUCGCUCUGUCACCCAGGCUGGAGAGCAGUGGCGCGAUCUUGGCUCACUGCAACCCCUCCGCCUCCCGGGUUCAAGCAAUUCUCCUGGCUCAGCCUCCCGAGUAGCUGGGAUUAACAGGCCUGUGCCACCACGCCUGGCUAAUGUUUUGUAUUUUUAGUAGAGACGGGGUUUCAUCGUGUUAGCCAGGAUGGUCUCUAUCUCUUGACCUUGUGAUCCUCCCACCUCGGCCUCCCAAAGUGCUGGGAUUACAGGUGUGAGCCACCGCGCCCAGCCUGCAAAUUUUUUUUUUUUAACUCAUCGGCUAUCAUUAGUAUAUUUUAUUUGUGGCCUAAGACAAUUCCUCUUCCAGUGUGGCACAAGGAAGCCUAAAGAUUGGACACCACUGGAACAGAGAUGAGGACGGAACUUAGUAGAUUCCAUGCACGUACUAAUACCUUCCUUGAACCAGAAUUUGUUCAACAUACUUUUUUUUUUUUUUUUUGGAGACAGAGUUUCACUCUUGUCACCCAGGCUGGAGUGCAGUGGCACGAUCUCAGCUCACUGCAGCCUCUGCCUCCUGGGUUCAGGCAAUUCUCGUGCCUCAGCCUCCUGAGUAGCUGGGAUUACAGGUGCCUGCUACUGUGCCUGGCUAAUUUUUGUAUUUUUGUAUUUUUAGUAGAGACAGGUCUCGAACUCCUGACCUCAGGUGAUCUGCCAGCCUCGGCCUCCCAAAGUACUGGGAUUACAGAUAGGAGCCACUGUGCCCGGCUAACAUACUGAUUUUUUUUUUUUUUUGGAGACAGAGUCUCACUCUGUCAGCCAGGCUGGAGUACAGUGGCACGAUCUCGGCUCACUGCAAGCUCUGCCUCCCAGGUUCACGCCAUUCUCCUGCCUCAGUCUCCUGAGUAGCUGGGACUACAGCUGCCUGCCACCAUGGCCGGCUAAUUUUUUUGUAUUUUUUGUAUUUUUUUUAGUAGAGAGGGGAUUUCACCGUGUUAACCAGGGUGGUCUCGAUCUGACCUCGUGAUCUGCCCAUCUUGGGCUCCUAAAGUGUUGGGAUUCCAGGCAUGAGCCACCGUGCCUGGCCUAACAUACUGAUUUUUAAAUCAGCACUGGAGCUUAAAUAAAGUGUAAACUUACAGUAUAUUGUUACCAACUAAGAAAUGCACUUAAGUUCCAGAACUAGUGUGGGAUCUGAAAGUAUGACUUGAUUGGAAGGGUGGUCACAAUUUGACAGGACUGUUGGGUCAGUGUUACUGACAGAUACUCCAAGGAAGGCUCUGAGGCUAUACUAUUGCUGAGUACACAGCAGUAGUACAGAGCUGAGUACAGAGUCUUUCUGUGAUUAAGGAUAGGGGAGGAAAUGGAAAACUUUUUCGUUUUCAAAAUGGUGAUGUUUUUGUCAUAUCCUUUCAGUAUACUGUAUGUGGUAAUUUUACAGGCAAGGCAACUUGUACACAACAAAUUAUUAAAUGUAGUGCUUUUUUGGUACAGUGAUUUUAGAUUUGAAAUGGAAAUUUUUUUUUUUUUUUUUUUGGUGACAGAGUCUCACUCUAUCGCCCAGGCUGGAGUGCAAUGGCAUGGUGUCGGCUUACUGCAACCUCCGCCUCCUGGGUUCAAGCGAUUCUCCUGUCUCAGCCUCCCAAGUAGCUGGGACUACAGGCACCUGCCACCACAUCCGGCUAAUUUUUGUAUUUUUAGUAGAGAUGGGGUUUCACCAUGUUGAUCAAACUGGUCUAGAACUCCUGACCUUAGGUGAUCUGCUCACCUCGGCCUUCCAAAGUGCUGGGAUUAGAGGCGGUGAGCCACCGCGCCCAGCCUGAAAUGGAGGUUUUUUAUGUUUUAUUUAUUUUGUUUUGUAAGGCAGGGUCUCACGCUGUUGCCCAUGCUGGAGUGUAGUGGUGCGAUCAAGUAUCACUGCAGCGUUGACCUUCCUGGGGUCAGGUGAUCCUCCCACUUCAGCCUCACAAGUAGCUGGGACUACAGGUGGGCACCAUCAUGCCUCACUAUUUUUUGUAUUUUUUUGUAGAGAUGGCGCCAUGUUGCCCAGGCUAGUCUUGCCUGAGCUCAAAUGAUGCUCCUGCCUUGGCCUCCCAAAGUGCUGGGAUUACAGGCGUUUCCCACUGUGCCCAGCCAGAAAAAUUCUUUUUACAAUAUUUCUAUUUCUUCUUUAACCCCCCUCCCCCACCAUUCAGAAAUUUUUACAUUGUCUAGAUUCUUAUGGAAAACUUAUUUUGUUGUUUUGUUUUUUGUUUGUUUGUUUUGAGACAGGGUCUUAUUCUGUUGCCCAGGCUAGAGUGCAGUGGCUCAAUCUUGGUUCACUGCAGCCUUGACCUCCUGGGCCCAGUCACUCCUCCUGCCUCAGCCUCCUGAGUAGCUGAGACUACAGUAUGCAUCACCACACUCAGCUAAUGUUUUGUAUUUUUUUGUAGAGAUAGGUCUCUCUUUGUUGGUCAGACUAGUCUCAAACUCCUGGGCUUGAACAGUCUGCCCACCUUGGCCUCCCAAAGUGUUGGGAAUAUAGGCGUGAAGCCUGUGUUCUUGCCCCGUAAAUUAUUCUUAACCGUCACAUUUUGUAACAAUAACAGAAAUCUUCCACAAAGUGAAAUGCCACAGAGAUAAUUACCAGUUUGUGUCACCAUAUUUUACCUAUGCAAGCAAGGUACUUGGCUGGGAGCUCAGGAGACCCAGUAGUUAUAUUAGAAAUACUCGAUUUUAGAAAUGAAAUUUAGGUCCAAAAAGGUACUGUGCAAAAAUUUAAGUUACUGUAGUUGGUUAUUUUCAAGUAUCAAUUGCUUACUUUUUUUCUCUCUUAUGAAACUUGGGGGUAAAAUACCCAGUCCACUUAGCAGCAAUCUGAGGUUAUAACCAUUCCCUAGAUUUUUGCAAUUUGAAUUCCCUCAUAUAGAUUGAUGGUGAUUUUUAAUGACAUUGAUUCCCUUUUCAGUAGUAGCUUCUAAUCUCCUCUGUGCUUAUAUAACUAGACUUUACUUUAUUGCCCUUUCAAACAUACUUAGAUUUAUUGGGGUGGAAGUGUAAAAUCUGUUCACCUGUUGUAGAACUCCCUGGUUAUAUCUAUCAAGGUAGACAUUUGCAUAUGCCAACUAGGCUUUUUUGCUUAACUGUGCUUUUGUUUGCUUUUUCAUCCUUUUGGCAAAACAUACUGUGAUUGCUAGCCUUUCUCUUUUCUAAUCCAGUUUUACAUCUUCCUGUUAAGUUUAUACUAUUCCUAUAUCCUAAAUGCAAUGAAUGCUGUUCUUUUGAGUGUUUUUCUUACCUAUAUUGAUCACUUUUAAUGAUUUGGGUUCUUAAUGUUACAGCAGGCUGACUACUCCUACCUUCACUUAAUCAGGCUUUGAAUUGUUGCUCUUUUAAAAAGUAGAGAAUAUUCAAGGCAGAGAAUACUGAGACAGACGGACAACCAGGGAGAGAAGAGGAAACCAUGAAAGUACAUUCAGAGUGAAAGGAACAGGCUGAACAUAACUUCUUUUUUUCAAAGUUCCCUGUGUUGUGAACUGAGCUUGGGUGAAGUGAAAUCUUUGAGGAAGCUAAAGCUGUGUGUAUUUGUGGAUCAGACAAGUGCAGCAAGUUAAUAUCAUUGGCUUCUGAAGGGGAGAGUGAGGUGAUGGCUGCGUUUAAGUUGGAUUUCCUUCCAGAAAUGAUGGUGGAUCAUUGCUCUUUGAAUUCCAGUCCCGUCUCAAAGAAAAUGAACGGCACCCUGGACCACCCAGACCAACCAGAUCUUGAUGCUAUCAAGAUGUUUGUGGGCCAGGUUCCAAGGACCUGGUCUGAAAAGGACUUGCGGGAACUCUUCGAACAGUAUGGUGCUGUGUAUGAAAUCAACGUCCUAAGGGAUAGGAGCCAAAACCCGCCUCAGAGCAAAGGGUGCUGUUUUGUUACAUUUUACACCCGUAAAGCUGCAUUAGAAGCUCAGAAUGCUCUUCACAACAUGAAAGUCCUCCCAGGGAUGCAUCACCCUAUACAGAUGAAACCUGCUGACAGUGAGAAGAACAAUGCAGUGGAAGACAGGAAGCUGUUUAUUGGUAUGAUUUCCAAGAAGUGCACUGAAAAUGACAUCCGAGUCAUGUUCUCUUCGUUUGGACAGAUUGAAGAAUGCCGGAUAUUGCGGGGACCUGAUGGCCUGAGCCGAGGUUGUGCAUUUGUGACUUUUACAACAAGAGCCAUGGCACAGACGGCUAUCAAGGCAAUGCACCAAGCACAGACCAUGGAGGGUUGCUCAUCACCCAUGGUGGUAAAAUUUGCUGAUACACAGAAGGACAAAGAACAGAAGAGAAUGGCCCAGCAGCUCCAGCAGCAGAUGCAGCAAAUCAGCGCAGCAUCUGUGUGGGGAAACCUUGCUGGUCUAAAUACUCUUGGACCCCAGUAUUUAGCACUUUAUUUGCAGCUCCUUCAGCAGACUGCCUCCUCUGGGAACCUCAACACCCUGAGCAGCCUCCACCCAAUGGGAGGGUUGAAUGCAAUGCAGUUACAGAAUUUGGCUGCACUAGCUGCUGCAGCUAGUGCAGCUCAGAACACACCAAGUGGUACCAAUGCUCUCACUACAUCCAGCAGUCCCCUCAGCGUGCUCACUAGUUCAGCAGGGUCCUCACCUAGCUCUAGCAGCAGUAAUUCUGUCAACCCCAUAGCCUCACUUGGAGCCCUGCAGACAUUAGCUGGAGCAACGGCUGGCCUCAAUGUUGGCUCUUUGGCAGGAAUGGCUGCUUUAAAUGGUGGCCUGGGCAGCAGUGGCCUUUCCAAUGGCACCGGGAGCACCAUGGAGGCCCUCACUCAGGCCUACUCGGGUAUCCAGCAAUAUGCUGCUGCUGCGCUCCCCACUCUGUACAACCAGAAUCUUCUGACACAGCAGAGUAUUGGUGCUGCUGGAAGCCAGAAGGAAGGUCCAGAGGGAGCCAACCUGUUCAUCUACCACCUGCCCCAGGAGUUUGGUGAUCAGGACCUGCUGCAGAUGUUUAUGCCCUUUGGGAAUGUCGUGUCUGCCAAGGUUUUCAUAGACAAGCAGACAAACCUGAGCAAGUGUUUUGGUUUUGUAAGUUACGACAAUCCUGUUUCGGCCCAAGCUGCCAUCCAGUCCAUGAACGGCUUUCAGAUUGGCAUGAAGCGGCUUAAAGUGCAGCUCAAACGUUCGAAGAAUGACAGCAAGCCCUACUGAGCGUGCUCCCCUCUGAGACUGGAGUGAGAGGGUCUUCUGGUAAGUGGGGGAGGAGCACCCUUAAUGAUUCGAAGCCCUGAGGCUGUGUGUUGACAGCCCUGGACCCUGAUCCCUGCCACUCUCGCAGGCACAGCUUGCCCUGAAGACUCGGCUACUGCCUUCUGUGGGAGUUUCGCUUCGUACAGAGGACAAGUUUGUGCUUUGGUUUCCAGUGUUUUACUUUGGAGUUUAGGUGCCAUAUCCUGAGGUUUUUUUUGUUUUUGUUUUUGUUUCUCCUUUAUUUAAAGUUUGCUGUGUUUGUAACCAGUGUGUGUUGAGAAGGACCAACACCAAACCACCCUGGGGAAGGGGGACAGGGAAACAUUUAACACAGACGAUGAUCAGGAUUUGCCCCAAACCACCCCAAGAGAGAGGACUGAGUGGAACAAAAAAGUGACCCCCAGAACCUCUCUUAGUGUGAGGGUGGGUAGAAUGAGAACUGACACCUGGGAGCUGUGGGGAGCAGAGCGGCUUUGGGGAAGAGUGGAGUGACUAGACACCUAAUGCCCUGGCAGCUGGAGACUCAAACUCCUGUACAGCUACCUUCUGGGAAAUAGUUUUUGACACCUAUUUUUCAGAUUCUUGUCCGGAAUUUCUGCUGCUCUUUUCAAAAAAGGGCAUUAACAAUUCUCUGGAAAUAAAGCACCUGUUAGCCUGACAUAUGCAAAAAGCAGGGCGGCAUCACCCAUUACGAGCUCCCCCAGCCAGCAGUCAGUAUUGGAUUGGCCUUGCCUGGCUGGUGGCAGUUUGGGAGAAACAGCCAAAGAGGUUAGUUUAUUUCAACACCAAAUUAGACCAUGGCCCAUUUCCAACGGGUCUCUUUAAAGGCCUCUAUGGAAUACAUUGCCUGGUUUCCUUCUUUGCAGUUCACCACAGCAAGGAAUGUCACCUCCAUCCCAAGCCACCAUUUUCUCAUGAAGGCAAAUCCAAGAAGGGCUUGCAGUUCUUGCUGAAGGGGGUACCAUUUGUGGGCAGAGUGAUCAAUACCAUCUAGUUGGGGGAGGAGGAGCUUAUUUCUUGGUGUACUUGAAUCAGAAGGUCCCUGCAAGCCAGUAUGCUUCAUUUGCCAGUGGCCAGAAAUUCUCCCUUGCCUCCUUGAUUGAGGUGUCCCAGAUGUAGUAUUCCCACAGGGGUCUGGCAGGCCCCUCCUGUAACCACUCCAGUCACAUUUUCUGCUCUUGAGGCAGAGGUGACAUCAGGACGUUUACAGCCUCCACAUGAAUUGAGUGUUCAUUUACCUCAGUAUUACCGUGUUCAUUUUUGUCCUCGUGCUACAGUUAGCUCCCUGCCGCCUCUUGCAGGUCUUACUUCAGCUCUUGCCUGUGACCCACACAGCUUCUGGGCUCUGCCUCUGCUCUAAGAAGUGCUGUGGGGGUAGAGAACCAGGAAGGACAUGCUGUUGGGAAUGUACACCUGGGCAGAGGUGGCCCUGUUAAGAUGUGACUGUAGCCACAGCCAGGGAUGGGAUCCCUGGGUCUCUGGAAUCUGAAACCUCAACAAAUACCAGUCUUGACCCCUAGCAGCAGAGAUAAGAAUAAAGGGGUUGGUUUGCUAUUAAGUCAGAUGGGGGCUCUCUCCUUGUCAUGCUGUCCCUGUGGGUAACAGACAGGGAUUGACCAUCUUACUGUUGUACAGGUAGCUGGUGGUGUUGGAUUAUCCCAUUGAAGCUGGGACAGCUGUUCCUUUCUCAUAGUGAUAACUUGGGUCUGUUGUCCUCUAAGGAACGUGAAACAUACACUUCUUAAGCUGAACCACGUAAACUUGAAAUUCUGCGCACUGGGAGAAAUGUGUCCUGUGUUUCAAAGGAUAAAACUGUUCUAAAGGCUUCCAGGGUCAUGAUGGGAUUUUUUAAAUAAAUGCAAAAAAUAAAAAUAAAAAAGAAAAAAGAAAACAAAAAAAAAAAAGAAAAAAAUGCUAGGUUGGGGAGGCGCUGUUCUGAAUCCCAACCGGCUGGAACCAAGAAUGUCGUUUCUAUUUUUAUAGAAGUUUUAUACAGCUCCGGGGUGGAGAAUAUUUAUUACCUAAAUUAUAUCUCUGGAAAAGGCCAGGAUUUUGUAGAAUCCAGAAUGUGAUUGUUAUACACACAGGGUGCUGUGUAUGAUUGAAACUACUGACUUUCUGUGGCCCGUUUGCAGCCCAGCUAACCUGCCCAAGGGGAAGGUGUUAAUGCUGUGAAUUGGCAGAGGAGAGAGCUGUGCUCCAUAGGGUGCUGCCGGUGCUGUGCUCCCUAGCCUUCUGUUCUGUCUUCCUCCUUAGCCAGAACGCCACUCCCUUCCCACAUCCCCUUCUUCUCUCCGCCUUCCCCCAUCUCACCAUUAUUUGUCCAUGGAUUUGUCCUGGGCUCUGGGACCUUAUGAAACCCCUUUCCUAAUGACAUAAGAGGCCAAGGUGCAAUCCACCCACCUUUGAUACCAGACCCUGAGGGCUUCAUACCUGCUGAUGGGUUUUCUUUUCUAAAAGGAAUGCUCGCCCCAGCAGGGUCCUGGGCUGCUUGAGCAGCCAGCUGGUGAGACCAUGCACUUCUCUGUUCUCUCCUCCCCCUGCCCAGUGAGUUAGCACAGCAGUAGCACUGCCCUUGAGCACAGUUCUUUCCCCAGGCCAAAGAUGGUUUUGUGAAGAAGCUGCUCCCCUACAAGUCUCACGUGUGAAAGGGCUCAGCUCAGAGUGGAGACUCGCUGUCAAGUCUUAAGCAAUCCUUUUCUGUUGUGUGAAGGUUUCACUUACAAUGUGUUUUCUGCUGUAGUUUUGUUUCUUACUUGGGUUACAUCAUGAAAUUGAUUUGCCUUGAAUGCAGCCAGACCACUGUCUCCUGGGUUCCCCUUGAGUGGCCAGGGCCUGGAUGGAAGCUAAGAGCUUGGAUUUCUGGGAACAAAGGGCCAUCCCCAUAAGAUUGAGCAGAAAUUCUGGUCCUCUUCCCUGAAAAAUUUUCCCCACCCCAGCCAGCAUCUUCUGCUUCCCCUUGGGUUGUGACCAGGGAGUGGGGAGAGAGGCUGAGGCUCUGCUCCCCUGGAGACCUUCUCUUAGGAGUUGGGUGCUUCAUGGAAAAUCCAAGCCUUAGGUUCCCUUCUGUCUCUGGCAAUUAGAUGUGUUCUUGGUGUCCUCCAUGUCCUUUUUGACUUUUCCCUGUGUCCAUUGUUAGCAUGUGCAAAAGUUCCCUGUCAUUACCCAACCCCUGCCCGCCCACCUCAUUUCAGGGCUGUACACACAGUGAGUGUUCCUGUUCUCUCUCUCUUUGUUUGGAUGUAUUGCUCUGUGUAACUCAGUGGGUCUCCCUCUUUCUGGUUUGUUUUUUUUUCUAGAUUCCUGCCGUUUGUUCAUCGUUGUGCCUAAAGCAUGUCGAUGUGGCGUCAAGUACAUCGUCCAAAUCCCUGUCUCUUCAGCUUCUCUGAUGCUUGAACUCUCACCUUUGACCUUGUGUUGACCUUUGAUGCUGAUGUGUAUUUUUAUUAUGUUUGUUUCUUUCUUCGUUUUUUUUUCUUUUUUUCUUUCCUUUUUUUUUCCUUUUGUGCUGCCAAAUUGGUUUUGCUAGAACGACUGCUGAAGGGGAAAUAUUUAAACUUGCAUUUGAAUAUAAAAAAAAUCUAUUUUUCUAGAACUUCAUAAGAUAACCACUUGAUUUUGUGAUUCCAAUUCUUUGUAAUUGUCUUCAGAGCAGCCCUACUAGCACAUACCGCGUGGUGUUUGUAUUUCUGUGAACACACAGCCAGUCCGUUUCUAGGCUUUGUUUCUCUGUGUGCUUAGUUUUAAAGACAACUUUGAAGUAAACAAUGAAAUAAAAGAUGUCACUAAAACCUCUGAGGCUCCUGAGCACAUUUUGCUGAUACAGUCUGUGGGGCUUGAGGAGACCGCAUGUAUUGUUCUUUCUUUUGUUUUUCUUCUGAGUUCUCAACUGCGGAGAGCACCUGAACCCCCUUUCCUUUUUGACCGCAGGCUGCACUUUGGGCCCCAGCCAGCCCUUUUUCUUUUUCUUUUUCUUUUGUGGUUCUUCCCUGGAGCGACUCUGGGGAGUCCUGGAUAUCCCGCCUGCCCCUUCCCCUCAGCCCCAUGCUUGUUCCAACAGUCUCCACAGCAAAAUGUGAUGCUUUGAUUUUUUUGUUGUUGUUUUUGUUUUUGUAUUGUUUUUGUGUUUUUGUUUUGAAUUUUUUCCUUUCCUACUAAGAUUAUGCCCAGAAAAAAGUUUUGCAUGUUUCCUGCUGUUUCUUCACACCUUCGUAUAUAUCACCUUCACCUCUCUGUUUUCUAUAGUUUGUGCAAAAACUGAUCGAUUUAAAAGGGUUUCAAAGAAGCUGUUUUAAAUUGUUGUAGGGUUGAUUAUUUUUUUCAAGAUUGUAUUGUUUAAUUUUGAAGUGGCAACUUUCUCCUCUAUUGCCCUUAGAGCGUUUGCCUGUGCACUUAGACUGUCACUUCGUGUGGCCUCCAGGUCUUACCGGGGCUUCCGGGAGGCUGGCUGCUUUGCUCAGAGAGGGUGGGAAGGGGGCCUGGAGAGACACGAGAAGCAGAGGUAGAGCCUAGAAGGUGGCAGCAGGUGGGUAAGAGGCUUAUUUAGCACAUUAGGGGCAGUGAGCACCUGGAGGAAGGAGGGCGCUCCCAAUCACCCGUAGGAGGCCAUCUGCACACCAAGCGGCAAUUCACCUGCUGGCGCUUUUCCUAGGUGACAAGCACAAUACUACAGUCUUCACACUGUUUACAGCCCUGGGCACCAGCCACCCGGCACUGGCUCUUCAUCACAGCUCUGCUCUUGCUUAGCUAGUGGGGUGGGGGAAAGGGCAGGGAUUUGUUUUUUUAAUUGGGUGGAGAGCCAAACAGCUACUGUCCCUGGGUGCCAAGCAAGCCAGUUUUUUGGUUCCCUGAGGGAAACUGACCCUCCUCUCUUGUGGCACCAUCCAGCCUCAGGGUCUUGGAGACUUGAGUAAGAAUGUGAGUGGAGGGGGAGAGGUGAGGAGAGGAGCACAGGGUGGAUCUGUGGAGGGAAGAGGUUACAGGGGGAGGAGCUGAUGAUAGAUCCCACCCAGACUUAAGCUGCUGGUGGGUGGGUGAGCUGGGAAGUAGGACUGUCCAGGGAAGGGUGGAGAGAUGUAGCUAGGGGCUGGGGAGGGGGAGGUGGAAGCGCUAUUGAGCAUCCUCCACACCAAGGUUGAUGAAGGAAGGGAUCCCAGCAGGGUUUCUGCUCUGGGGCUGGCAGGUUGCCUGGUAUUAUGCCCAAGGCCGCUCUGCCUGGGGGAAAGGGCAGCCAGGCAGAGGCCCAGUGUCUGGUAGGCUGCUGAAUUUCCUGGAAGGGGUGAUUGGAUGGAAAGAGGCCAGAAACCCCAGCCUGAGAGACUGCUGUGCACCCCACAGUCUGACUGCACAGAGCCGCCUCUGUUGGCAGGAGGCACUGAGGCUCCCCUUCCUGUGUAUUGAGAAGCAGUGUUUGCCAAUAUAUUUUGCUUUCAAUUCCAAGAGGAGCUCUGGGAAAACCUGUGGAUAAAACCAAAUGCCAAAUGUUGGACGUUGUUUCCUUUUCCUUUUCUCUCUCUGAUUGUUUUAAUUGUUCUGUGGUGGUUUUAAUGGAUUUGAGACCCUGGAGCGGCAGCUGCCUUUCUGAUUUCCAGCUGCUUUUUGUGAAUAAUUUAAAAAGAAAAAAAAAAAGAAACUUUACAUUUUGGAGACAAACCUGUGUGAGUUUUUUAUUGGUACAAACGUUGUAUUUAACACUAGGGGUUUUGUACAGUUUUUUGCCUUUUCUACUAGAAAACAAUGUAAAGUGAUUUCACAAUGUGAAGAGAAAAAAAAAUUGCCACUAUGACCAAACGCACAGUCUGUUCUGCAGCAACAACGGGAUUCAAUCAACUCAGUCGUGAUUCAGCCGUAGAAAUGCUUUUCCUUUAUCUUGUUUGAGCUUUUCCUUUCUUUCCUGUUUUGAUUUGCAAAAGAAAAUGUCUUUUUUGUGUGAACUUGUGUUGUACUCUGUAGAAAAUUAUGGAUUUUACUUUAAUGGUUUAAAAAAAGGCAAGGAGAGCCCUCGUCGCUUUUCUUACCUAAUCACAGAGUUUGUGUAGUGAAUUUAAAAAGAAAAAAAAAUUGUUAUAAGUUUGGAGCAAGGGAGUAUGUGUUUCAAAGGAAUCUCCUUCCUUUUUUUGUGUGUUUUUCCUUUUGUCCCAAUGGGGAACCUAAAUCUGUUUUAAUUGCACAGACACAUGGACAAAAAGUCAUUUUGUAUCUGCCAAGUGUGGUACCUUCCUUUGUUUAUUUGCUAUUAAACUGUUUGAGAAGAA
This is a messenger RNA of Homo sapiens (human), 12103 nucleotides long. It is a transcript of the gene CELF1, whose product is annotated as CUGBP Elav-like family member 1. Gene Ontology annotation, cellular component: cytoplasm; nucleus. The record is from RefSeq and is a predicted model, not a curated record. Gene Ontology annotation, molecular function: nucleic acid binding; RNA binding; pre-mRNA binding. The transcript has 16 exons. NCBI's taxonomy places the organism in Eukaryota, Metazoa, Chordata, Mammalia, Primates, Hominidae. Bases 4266 to 5810 code for a protein of 514 amino acids. Gene Ontology annotation, biological process: mRNA splice site recognition; negative regulation of translation.